Molecule: messenger RNA, 8293 nt
Organism: Alligator sinensis (Chinese alligator)
Lineage: Eukaryota; Metazoa; Chordata; Crocodylia; Alligatoridae
Product: collagen alpha-6(VI) chain-like
Exons: 40
Coding region: 308-7945 (2545 amino acids)
Biological process (GO): extracellular matrix organization
Molecular function (GO): serine-type endopeptidase inhibitor activity; extracellular matrix structural constituent conferring tensile strength
Source: RefSeq, a predicted model, not a curated record
CUAGCGUUGCCUGGUUAAAGGUAGAGAACUUGGGGGAGGGCAGAGCUUGGGGUCAGAGGGUCUAGAGCCUGCAAAGGGUGGGGAGUUGAGGGCCUGUGAGAGGCCAAUGGGCCAACUAUUCAUGUUGUAUCAAGCUGUAUUUCUAGGAGGUAGGGGGCAAAUGGAGUGAGUAAGCACAAAGGUGCUAUAAUGGCAGCAGUAGCCUGUGAAGGGCUGAAAUUCUUCCAAAGUACUUCCUGAAGAAUGAAGGUGAUAUGGGAAAGCUAAGGAGACCAAACUGAAGUCCUUCACUAGGGAAGAUCUCAGAAUGGAUAACUGCAAACUACUUCUUAUUCUUCUCUUCGCAGCUGCCUUCUGUUUCACUGAUGCACAGACAACUGCUUGCAGAAAAGCCACCUCAGCGGAUAUUGUAUUUUUAGUGGAAACUUCAUCAAGAAUUGGCCAGGAAAACUUUCAGAAGAUGAAGGACUUCCUCUACACUUUGGUUUCAAGCCUUGAAGUUGGUAAUGAUCAGGUCAGAGUUGGAUUGGCACAGUACAGCCGUGAGCCAUACAAAGUGUUCUUGCUGAAUCAAUAUUCAUUGAAAAGUGAUAUUUUAGAACAGAUAAAGAAUUUGCCCAAUAGAAGUGGAGGAACUUACACCGGAACAGCUCUGGAUUUCAUUAGGACAGAAUAUUUCACUAGAGCUGCUGGUAGCAGAGCUGAGGAAAAUGUCCCUCAGGUGGUCAUACUGGUUUCUGUUGGGGAAUCUAAUGAUGAGGUCAGAACACAAGCCAAGGAGCUGAAAGUCAGAGGCAUCUCUUUGUAUGUGGUUGGAAUAAAUGACCGGGAUCCUACUGAGCUUAAGAAAAUUUCCAGCAGGCCUUUCAAGAAGUUUCUGUUUCGUACUGACAGUUUUGAUGGACUUCAAGAUCUCUCCACUAGCCUUUUGCAAACAAUGUGCUUUGCAAUUGAGAGCCAGAUUCAAGCAUUUACAAAGCACUAUGGAGAUGUUGUUUUCCUUGUUGAUUCUUCUGUGCACAUGGGAUCUUCCACCUUUGAGCAAGUAAAACAGUUCGCCUACCACGUUGUUGAGCAGCUAGACAUUGGGAUGGAUAAAUUCAGGAUUGGCCUGGCCCAAUAUAGCACAGAAAGCCAGGGAGAGUUUUUUCUGAACACCUAUGCAAACAAGGAAGAUGUGCUUAACCAUAUCCAGGAGUAUGUUGCUUUCAUGGGGGGCCCUUUACAGACAGGAAGUUCCCUGAAGUUUCUAUGUGAAGCUUUUUUCACAGAAGAUGCUGGAAGCCGGUUUAGCCAAGGCACUCCUCAGUUUGCAGUGGUCAUCACAUCUGCUAAAUCAGAAGAUGAAGUGCUGGAAAGUGCCCUGAAGCUGAAAGAGAUGGGAGUGAAGGUCAUCUCAAUUGGUGUCCAGAAUUCUGACAGGCAAGAAAUGGAGGUGAUUGCCACCUCCCCCUGGGUUUACCAGGUAGAUGAAGGAGACAGCAUCAGUCAGCUGCAUCAGGACAUUAUUAACAUUUUGGAACCACCAGUUCAGCAACACCAUGAAAUUAUGAAGAUGCCAGAAGUGUGUGCCACUGUAUCCAUAGCAGAUAUUGUGUUCCUUGUGGAUGAAUCCAGCAGCAUCGGACUGAGGAAUUUUAAGCUGAUAAGAGACUUUCUGUUCACAAUUAUCAAUGCACUGCAUAUCAGCCCCAAUAAUGUAAGAGUUGGCUUGGUGCUAUACAGUGAUGAACCAAGACUGGAAUUCACUCUGGACACAUUUGAGAACAAAUUGGAAAUCUUGCACUACUUGCAGAAGUUGCCCUAUCGUGGUGGGAAAACAUACACUGGUGCUGCGCUAGAUUUCCUGAGGAAAGAUGUUUUUACUCGAAAAGCAGGUAGCAGGAAAAAACAAGGAGUGCAGCAGAUAGCUGUGGUUAUCACUGGUGGCCAAUCCUUGGAUGAUUUCACCAAGUCGGCUACUAAACUACGACGCAGUGGAGUUGAUAUCUACGUCGUGGGUACCCAGAAUGCCUUUGAGAGUAGCCAGCUGAACAAAAUUGCAUCUUACCCCACAAGGAAACAUGUUGCCAACCUAGAAUCUUUUUUGCAGUUAUCAAACAUUGGGAGGAAAAUUAAGAAAUGGAUUUGUAGUGAAAUGAUGGUACAAAGUUUUGCGAUCCCAGUUCAAACACGAAUGAUGAAAAAAGGUUGUGUUGAGAUUGAGGAAGCUGAUAUUUAUUUCUUGAUUGAUGGCUCUGGCAGCAUAAUGCCCAACGAUUUCCAGGACAUGAAAACAUUCAUGAAUGAGAUGAUUGACGUUUUCCAGGUCGGUGCAGACAGAGUUUGCUUUGGUGUGGUUCAGUACGAAAGCAUUCCCAGGACACAAUUUGAGAUUGGUCAAUAUAACACAAUGGUGCAGUUAAAGGCAGCAGUGAGAGUUAUUCAACAGAUGGGCGGUGGCACCAAAACUGGAGAUGCAUUAAGAUAUAUGAAAAGUCUUUUUGCAAAGGCUAGCAGGACCAAUGUUCCCCAGAUUCUGAUAGUUAUUACAGAUGGUAAGUCCCAAGAUGAAGUGACAAGGGCAGCAGAAGAGUUGAGACAAGAAGGAAUUAUUAUAUACGCUAUUGGUAUCAAGCAGGCGGUCCAAGAGGAGCUGAAGGACAUAGCAAGAUCAGAAGAUCGAAUGUUCUUUGUGAAUGAUUUUGAUUCCCUAAAGCACAUCAAGCAUGACAUUGUGCAUGACAUUUGCUCAUCAAAGGCCUGUGAGAAUGUAAAAGCCGACAUUAUUUUCCUGGUUGAUGGCUCGGAGAGUAUCCACCCUGUUGAUUUUCAGAAGAUGAAGAAUUUUAUACAGUUGAUUGUGAACAGGUCUGAUAUUGGUACUGAUAAAGUUCGGAUUGGGUUGCUGCAGUUCAGCUCACAGGCAAAAGAAGAGUUCCAGCUGAACAGCUACAGCACCAAGCCUGGUCUACGGAGAGCUAUUUCAGAAAUCAGGCAGCUAAGAUCAGGAACACUGACUGGGAAAGCCCUUGCUUUUGCCUCAUCUUACUUUGACAAAUCCAAAGGGGGAAGACCUGAAAUAAAACAGUAUCUAAUAAUGAUCACAGAUGGGGAGGCCCAAGAUUCUGUGGGUGAGCCUGCUAAAAUGAUUAGAGACAAAGGCAUUACUGUCUAUGCCAUCGGUGUACUCCAGGCCAAUGAGACUCAGCUUGUAGAGAUUUCUGGCACACCAGGAAAAGUGCUCUUUGAGGACAACUUUGAUUCCCUCAUCUUUUUGGAAAAACAGAUUCUUUCUGAAAUUUGCAAGCCAGAGGAUUUGUGCAAAAGGACAGAAGUUGCAGACAUCAUAUUUGUAAUACAUGGAUCGUCAAGCAUUACAGACUUGCAGUUCAAGAGUGUGCAGCAACUCAUGAUGGCUUUGGUAAAUGACUCAGUGGUUGGAAAAAACAAUGUUCAGUUUGGGGCUGUGGUCUAUAGCGUUAAUUCUAAGGAGCGUUUCUCACUGAAUGAGUACUCCACUAAAUUGGAUGUCAGAGAAGCAAUAUUUAAUUUGAGACCCUUACCAGAACAAGGACUUCAGAUCUUUACAGCAAGGGCUUUGAACUUUACCAGGGAAAGAUUUGGUGUGGCUUAUGGUGGUCGCGCAUCAUCUCGUGGUCUCUCUCAAAUCCUUGUGCUUAUUACUGAUCGGCCAACUGCACCUUCAGAUAGCUACAAUCUUGCAGCAGUGGCAAAAUCUUUGAAGCUGGAUGGCAUCAACAUCUUUGCUGUUGGAGUGGACCGAGCAAGUCGAACUGAACUCGAACAGAUUGUAGGAGAACGGGAGAGGGUGUUAUUUGCACUGAGCUACAGUGAUUUGGAAAGUUUACAUGGAAACCUUGCUCAUAAGAUAUGUGACAAAUCAAGGCCAGUUUGUGAAAAUCAAGCAGCAGACGUUGUGUUCUUGAUUGACGGGUCAGAAAGCAUAUCUUCCAAAAACUUUUCUACCAUGAAGUCCUUCAUGAAGGAAAUAGUAAGCCGUUUUCACAUUGCUGAGAACAAAGCACGGGUUGGAGUUGUCCAAUAUAGUGAAGAUCCUCAGAAAGAAUUUUAUCUCAAUGAAUUUUACUCAGAGACUGCCAUAAAAGAACAGAUUGAUAGCAUUCGCCAGUUUAAAUCAUCCACCUUCACUGGCAAAGGACUGAGGUUUGUCAAGAGGCUUUUUGAGCCUGCCAACGGUGGCCGUAAAAACCAAAAUAUUCCACAGACCCUCAUUGUGAUUACUGAUGGAUAUUCUAGCGAUCCAGUGAGUGAAGCAGCAUUGGCUCUUAGGAAUGAUGGAAUAUACGUCUUUGCAGUCGGCAUUGGAAUUCUAAGAGCAACCGAACUGCUUCAAAUUGCUGGUAAUGUACAAAGGGUGUUUUUGGUGGAAAAUUUUGCCCGUCUGGAACGCAUAGAGAGGACGAUUGUCAAGGAGGUCUGUGACAGUAGCGAUCGUCCGAGCCAGGAUUGCAACAUAGAUGUUUCAGUGGGAAUUGAUGUUUCAGGACCUGUGAGACCUACACCUGCACUGCACUUGAAAAAGCAACUGCAAACUGAUCUGCCCAGAUUUCUGCAACAGGUGGAGUCCUUGACUAAUGUCUGCUGCACUUCUGAGUCUCAGCUCAACAUCAGGUUCAAGUACCAAGUGUUUGGGCCAACUGGCCUACCCCUAUUUGACUCUAAUUUUGAAAAGUAUAAUGAAGAGAUAAUCCAAAAGUUCUUAGCUGCACAGAUCACUGUGGACACAUACCUGAAUGCACGCUUCUUACAGUUACUUUGGGAGGACUCCUUUGAAGUGGCCUCAGCUAAUGUGAAGGUUCUUUUAGUGUUUACAGAUGGGCUGGAUGAUCCUGUAGAAAUACUCAGAAUAGCAGCAGAUUCCCUUCUCCUCAAAGGCCUUGAUGCACUUCUAAUGGUUGGCUUGGACAACAUGCCAAAUCUGAGCGACCUACAGGAAAUAGAAUUUGGCAGAGGACUUGGCAAUAAGCACCCCCUGAGCAUUAGAUUUUCAGACCAUCCAGGACUCUUGCAAAGAGAACUCGAAAAUGUUGCUGAAAGAAAGUGCUGUCAUGUUGCUUGUAAAUGUUAUGGAGAAAUUGGUUUUCAUGGUAUCUAUGGAAAUCCUGGAAAGAAGGGAAUUCCAGGUUUCAGGGGAUCCCCUGGACAUCCUGGUGAGGAAGGUGGAAUUGGAGAAAGAGGUCCUAGGGGUAUCAACGGAACUCACGGAGACAAAGGAUGCCCAGGUGUUAGAGGUCUGAAGGGAGCAAGAGGCUAUCGAGGAAGCCAGGGUGAGAGAGGUAUUGAUGGCAUUGAUGGCAUCGAUGGAGAGAAGGGAGAACAAGGGUCUCCUGGACCGUCUGGAGAAAAGGGCAGCACAGGGAGACGGGGUGGAAAAGGCCCCAGAGGAGAAUCAGGGGAGCGUGGAGAGCCUGGCCUAAGAGGAGACCACGGGGAUUCUGGAACUGACAAUUAUAUUCGUGGCCAUAAGGGUGAAAAAGGAAAACCUGGGCAGCAGGGAGAACCAGGAACAGAUGGAGUACAAGGAGGGCUGGGACCAAAGGGCUCUGAUGGUGAAAGAGGUCGAAGAGGUGCUCAAGGCUUACAGGGUAUACAAGGAGAUUUGGGGGAAGAAGGUAGCCCAGGCAUCUCUGGACCACAAGGCCCACAGGGCUCAAGAGGUCCAGGAGGCAUCAGUGGACUUCGAGGAACACAAGGCAUACCAGGCUGUCGUGGUAAUCCAGGACCCCCUGGGGAAUCUGGCUCUAUUGGGAAUCCAGGACCUAGAGGACGAAAGGGUGAACCUGGAGCUCCUGGAGAGAAGGGCUUAUUGGGACCCCCUGGAUCAAGGGGCCUGCCUGGCCUAGAUGGCAAUGAUGGCCUUGGUUUUCAAGGGGAAAAAGGAACAAAGGGAGUUACUGGAUUCCCAGGAUUGCCUGGUUCACAGGGAGAAGAAGGUAAUCCAGGCAGUCCAGGAAAUAAAGGGUCCAAAGGAGUUAGAGGAAGAAGGGGCAAUGCUGGCAUUCAAGGUCCAAUGGGAAAUCCAGGGGAACGAGGCCCACCAGGACCAAUGGGCACCAGAGGACCAUUGGGCAUUGCAGCUGUGGCACCUUGUGAACUUGUCAAUUUUACACGAGAAAAUUGCCCUUGCUCAUCAGAUAAAAGCAAAUGUCCAGUGUAUCCAACUGAAGUGGUGUUUGCCUUUGAUAUGUCUGAAGAUGUGACCCAAGUAGCAUUUGCAAAGAUGAGGCAUGUCGUGCUGUCAUUGCUAAAGAAGAUUAGGAUCAGUGAAAGUAACUGCCCGACUGGUGCUCGUGUUUCCAUUGUUUCAUACAAUACCAACACGCAGUAUCUCAUCAGAUUCUCCGAAUUCCGGAACCAUAAGUUAUUGCUAGAAGCAGUACAGAGCAUUCCUUUGGAGAGGUCCUCAGGCAGACGCAACAUUGGCAUGGCCAUGAGGUUUGUUGCAAGGAAUGUGUUCAAGCGGAUUCGUCAGGGAGUUCUCACAAGGAGAGUCGCCAUAUUUUUUGCCAAUGGCCCCUCACAGGAUGCUGCUUCCAUCAACACGGCCGUACUGGAGUUCAGUGCCCUGGAUAUUGUUCCUGUGGUUAUUGCCUUCAAUGAGGUGCCUAAUGUCAGACAUGCCUUUUCGAAUGAUGACACUGGAAGAUUUCAGCUGUUUGUUUGGGAAAAUCAACAAAAUGAACACUUGGAGAGAAUUGAGUAUUGUGCACUUUGCUAUGAUAAAUGUAAACCAGAUAUAAACUGUGAGGUUCCUUUCCCCCCUCCUGUCAUGGUGAACAUGGACAUUGCUUAUAUCAUGGACAGUUCUCGCCACAUUGCCAGUGAAGAAUUUGAGACAGCCAAAGACUUUGUGAGCACUAUGAUAGAUCACUUCAUUAUCGCCCCACAGCCUUCUCUAGCAGGAGCUAGAGUAGCUCUGGUACAGCAGGCUCCAAGAGACUUUACACCCAGCAGUGGUAGACAGCCAGUGAACCCAGAGUUUGAUCUAGUCACGUACAGCAGUAAAAACUUGAUGAAGAAGCAUAUCCAAGAAUCUGUUCACCAACUGGAAGGGCCGUCUGCCAUUGGUCAUGCCUUACAGUGGACAGUUGAGAACAUAUUUUUCAAAGCUCCCAGCCCAAAACAAUACAGGGUCAUAUUUACAAUAGUUGGAAGUAAGACGAGUGCCUGGGACAGACAGAAACUGAAAAAGGCUGCACUAGAAGCCAAAUGCCAAGGAUUCAUCAUGUUCACCCUAGCACUUGGAAACAAAGUUAGUGACAGUGAGCUAAUCGAUCUCUCAAGUUCCCCAACAGACCAGCACUUAUUGCAGAUGGGCAGGGUUUUGAAUCUUGAAAUGGCAUAUGCUGAGAAAUUUACUUGGGCCUUCCUAAAUCUACUAAAACGUGAAAUGAACAGUUACCCUACUCCAGAACUACAAGAAGAGUGUGAAAGGCUAGAUCAAGGAGAUGCACAAGAACAAGUAGCUGUUUUUGAAAGCAUACCUUUCCCUCAAUUUGAUGAACUGGACCCUGGCAGGAGUUUGGAAGAAAGAGAGCCAACGGAAACUACAUUAUUAGGAGAAAUUACAGAGACUACUCAGGAACCUGAAAAUGUUAGAGAAAAAGAAUAUGAUUAUGAGGGUGGUGAGUAUUUCACAGAGGGCCAUAAGGAAGAAGGCAAGAGGAAGGAAUAUGAAGGAGGCCAAGAAAACAAUGAAGAAAACUUAGAAGAGACAGUAGGAACAGGAACUGCUCUCACUAACCACGAUGCUUGUGUGGUGGCUCAGGAAACUGGAGAAUGCCAGGAUUAUGUUCUGAAGUGGUACUAUGACAAAGAGCAGAAAACAUGUGGACAGUUCUGGUAUGGUGGCUGUGGAGGCAACAAAAACAGAUUUGAAACCCAAGAGGACUGCGAAGCGCUAUGCGUAGAAUCUUCCUAGAGUGGGAAGGGUCAAACUUCUCCACUUCUUUACCUGUGCUAUAAAAGAGGUACAGUAAAAAUAUUAAAACUUGAUAUUGUUUGAAAACACCAAAAUGUGCACUUUUGAUGCACUAAAGAAAACAAUACCUCAUGCACUUGUACAAAAUUACAUUGGAUGCAAGGUGCUAGUGUUAUAGUAUUUUGGUUCAUUUGUAUGUAUUUAUCCUACUUACAGAAUGGACCAAAAUCAUUUUAGCUUUCAAGAUAUAAAAGGUGCUGUACAUUACUUUGUUCCCGUCUGUAUCUCUGACCAAGUUUUCUGCUGUAUCUUUAUCUUUUCUCACUCAAAACAAAACAAAAAAGCAAA